Messenger RNA from Anthostomella pinea, 2010 nucleotides. The record is from the annotation of a GenBank genome assembly. NCBI's taxonomy places the organism in Eukaryota, Fungi, Ascomycota, Sordariomycetes, Xylariales, Xylariaceae.
AUGCCACCAGCGCUGCCCUCGUUUGCGCCCUUCCCCGAGGCCCCAUGGAGGGAUCACAUCGUACCCGUCGAAUGGGAGGCAUGUCUCUCCAGCUGGGUCGCCUUAGCAGAGUCACACCUGGCUUUACCCGAUGACGACUUCGCUCGUCAGGCGUUGAAGGACGAGUCCGUCACAUCAUUCGCAACCUCCUUCAUGAAAGAGGUGGCAGCAGCAGGUAUAACCAUUCUGGGACUAUCUCAGUCAGCCACUUCGCUAUUUCGCCAGUGCUUCUACCUGUCCUCACGGCUCUUGCGCAUGCCGUCUGCGCCGCCCUCGAUCCUGCAGUGGGACUUUCUGUCUGACUUCACUCGGGUGUACGGCAAGAAAAGGACAUCCGCUCUCAUCCACAGCAUCUCCCAGAAGCCUGCGCUGGCAACCUCCCUACAAUGGCUAAAGAAAUCCUUAACUCUCGCACUUGAUUCUGGAAUGAAAGGGGAUCUCAAAACCCUUGAAGUGCGCCUGAAAAGGCUGAACCAUCUCAUCCAUGCAUCCUCCGAUACUGCAGCAUUCUUCUUGGCUGGGAGUGAUUUCUUGGAUGGGCUCAUCAACUGCUACAAGGUCAUGAAUCCACCCCUAAGAAAGACCAUCAUCACCACCGUCUAUCUCUGUCUCAUUGGCUUGACCGAGGGAGAGCCCCCAAAGUUCUCCGUGUUGGCUGACCAGCUAUACUCUCUCAAGGCGGCCGCUGAUGCCCACAAAGCUGGCCCCCUGAAUGCGAACGAUUCCAUGGUGGCCGAGUUGGUGACGGUGACGCCUGUCCUCAAGCAGGUGCAGCACCGUUUAGAGACGUCCUCCUCCUCAACAAUCACCCGCAUGAAAUCGGUCAUUUCCUCGCUGGAAGGUUUCCGCAAGCCUGGGGGUAAUAUCCGACCCAAGCGGCUCGUCAAACGGAAAAUCGAUAAAGGGAAAGGGAUAAUGAUAGAGGUUCAGGACGAGGUUCGAGGCCAGAUGCGCAUGCACCGUAUGAGCCAGAUCUCCCAGAUACAAGACCUGUUCCCGGACCUCGGGUCAGGCUUCAUAUCUAGACUCCUUGGUGAAUACGAAGACAAUACUGAGAAUGUGAUCGCACAUCUACUCGAAGACUCAUUGCCACCGCACCUAGCUACCGCGGACCGCACUAAGGAGUUAUCCCCCGAGAGAACGAGGAGGCAAAGCCAUGACAUCGCACCGCGCUCUACGCCACCGCAAAUUCCUACGCGUCACAAUGUCUUCGACGAUGAUGAGUUCGACAAGUUGGCUGUCGAUGUCUCCAACCUGCACUUUGGCAAACGAAAUCCUGGACGAACGGCAGAUGAUCUUCUCAGAGAUCGCUCAGGUGCUCCGAACAAAGCCGCAAUUCUAUUGGCACUAUCCGCAUUUGACGCGGACGACGACGAGCGAGAUGAUACAUACGAUGCCGCCGAUGCUGGUUUCGUCGUGGAUGACGGCCACCCCGAGGACGCUGAUGACCAGAAACGGAAAGACGCGAGCGAAGAAGCACUAUUCAGUUCAUACCAAUCAAACCCGAAAGCCUUCGAUAGAGAUGCGACAACGCGACGUAGCGAUACCAGGAACAAGUUGAAGCAGACCACUGGGAUGACUGACGAAGCUAUCGAAGGUUGGGCCUUGAUGCUCACCCGAACGCCUCACCAGAUGAAGCAAUUAGAGAUGAAGUACAGUGGAUUUGGUGCAAGUCAGCCGACCUUGGCCCCAACUUCCUGGCGUGCCACCCCGGCUGGCUCAGGAGCAGAAGACUCCGAUGUUGACGGGGGCGGCCACUCCAACUUUCAAGGUCCUCGUGGUCGUGGCCGGGGCAGAGGACGCGGCAGGGGCGGCGGGCCGGGUAGGGGAGGCAACGUUGCUGGCCCCUCUGGGGGGAAGGACACCGAAAGUGCCCGGCGGCGCAAAGAAGCGAACAAGGGAUCCAGGGCGAACCAUAAUCGACGAGACCAACGUGUGAAGAAGAUGGGCCGCGGGGGUUUCCCUGGGUGA